GAUUUCUUUAACCCCUUCCUAGCCCCUUCCCUGCCUGUUAGGGACGGGGUGGUCAUGAAUGCGAGCUUGUAUCAGACAGAGCAUGUCUGUAAGCGUGCUUGUGGACACAUACACGUGAGCGUAUAGGAAAGUGCUGUAGUUCAUUGAAGGCUGCGCGCGACAGCAGUGGGUUUUGAUUACAGCAGGGAUAGUAAAGCCGGUCAAGCCAAGGAAUACCCUACUUCCGUCUGAAGCAACACACAGGUCAUGGCACUGUGUGGAGUCAAGGGUACACGUUUCUUGGGGCCCAAUGUGUACCCAGAAGCCCCUGAUGGAGGCUGGGGAUGGGUGGUGGCUGUGGCCUUCUUCUUGGUGGAGGUUUUCACUUAUGGUACCAUCAAGAUAUUUGGUAUCUUUCUGCAGGACCUGAUGGAGGAGUUUGGAGAGACCAACAGUCGGGUCUCCUGGAUCGUUUCCAUCUGCGUGUUUGUCAUGACCUUCAACGGUCCUCUCUCCUCUGUGAUGACUAACCGCUUUGGGUUCCAACUGGUUGUUAUGAUUGGAGGAUUACUUAUUGCCGCUGGGACCAUUGCAACCAGCUUUACCAACUCCAUCAAUCAAAUGUACAUCACCUAUGGAUUAGUUGCAGGUCUAGGAUACUGUCUGACCUUCCUGCCCACUGUGACCAUCCUUUCCCAGUACUUUUCUCGCCGUCGGUCUCUGGUCACAGCUGUGGCUUCCACUGGAGAGUCCCUGUCCAUGUUUGCCCUAGCACCAGCCUUUUCUGCAUUGAAGGACCAUGUUGGCUGGCGACAUACCAUGGUAGUGAUAGGAGCUUUGCAAAGCACCAUCAUCAUCUGUGGUGCUCUGCUUCGGCCAAUCAUUAUCAAACCCAGAGCGACCCCUGAGACAAAGACUGACGGAUCGUCCCCAAAGGAACUGGAAGCUCUCAGUACACCAGAUAAUGUAGAGGGCACAAAUCCAGAAGAGUCUAUAAUAAACAAUACCUCAUAUGCACAAAAUACCUCCCACAGUCUGGACAAUGAGCUAACUAGAGGCUCUGUGAGCACAGGAGACUCUGGUGUCCAGUCUCUAAAGGACACAGACGACAGCAGCCCAGAGGAGAAGACUUUACUGCACAAAGAAGCAGGGAAAUCUGUGGAAAACAGUACGGCAGAGGUUAUAGAAAUUGUAACUGGGGAGAAAAAGAAUGAAAAUGCAGAGAAACAAGCGAUGAAAGAUGACGAUGAAAUGAAAUUAGGCGAUGAAAAGCCAUCUGCAAAGAACUCAAAACUUCUAGACUUUUCUGUCCUCAGAGAAUGCAGCUUCAUUCUCUAUUCUCUGUUUGGACUGUUCGCCACGCUCGGUUUCUUCGCCCCUCAACUCUACAUCAUCGAGCUGAGUGUGAGUCGAGGUGUGGAGCGGGACCGCGCCACCUACAUGCUCUCCACCAUGGCUGUGGCUGAAAUCCUUGGCCGAUUCUCCAUUGGGUGGAUGCUGAACCGGGAGCAGUUCAGGAAGAAGAAGCUGCUAGUGCUUCUGGCAUGUGUAAUUGCAAUGACCGCUGAUCUGGUUGGAUUUACUUUGGUUACGGAGUUCUACGGCCUGGCUGUGUGCUGCGCUUUGUAUGGGUUCUUCAUGGGAACCCUAGCAUGCACCCACAUCCCCAUGCUGGCUGAGGAUGAUGUGGUGGGCAUAGAGAGGAUGUCUUCAGCUGCUGGUGUCUAUGUGUUCAUACAGAGCUUUGCUGGGCUGGCUGGACCACCACUUGGAGGUGUGCUGGUGGAUGUGACUGAGAACUACGGAUCAGCCUUCUACUCCUGUGCAGUCGGCAUGGGAGUUAGUGCAUUGUUCUUGGCUAUGGUAAAACCUGCUAAGAAAGGAUUACUGUGUAGGAAGAGGAACUAUAAACUCCCUGAAGGCAUACAUGAAAGAGAAAGGGACUCCGAGGAACAGAUUGCAGUGCAUAAACCGGACGAAAGAACUGACCGUUCUCUGGACUGCUCUGAAGUAGACGACCAGGCGGAGGCCACAAGAGAUGUGGAGGAGGUUAUACGUUUUGCUUGAGCUGAUGAGAUAGGAUAAGGGUAAUGCAAGUGUUAAGCCAUAUGAGGGUAACAUGCUGAAGAUGACAGCUACCCCAUAGUCAAGAGGAAUACAGAGAAGCUGAAGUGACAUGGAUGCAAUAAAGAGAAAGACCAAAAGUGUUUAUGAUCUAACAUUGUAGAUCUGGCCUCUGAGACCAAUCUUUAGAACUUUUACAUCACAGUAUUUAUGUAGCAAUUGUGCCUCACAUACCUAAUGUAUCAAACUGCUUUUUUUCUAGAGUCAAAGGGUAUACUAUGAAAUUAGCUUUAAGUGAGUGAAGCUUUUGAUGUAGUCUUGCCUUAAUGGACGAUAGUGUGAGAUAUGGCUGGAAAGUAUGGACGUGUUGAAAAUGGACCACAAGUGAUGCAGCGUUAAUGGAGGAAACAGGACUUAUUAUUAGACUAAUACUUGAUGAACUAAUUACGUGCUGCCAAUCAAUGUACUGUAAUGAAUGUACCAGAAAAACUGUGAUGCAAAUUUAGCUGCAAGAACAAUAAUUUGCACAGAUUCUGUAACACGUGUUAUAGAAAAUACAUAAAGCUCAGGAGAUGUGAUUAAAAGUGUUUCUUUUUUAAUCAAACUGUCACCAAGCUGACUAUUGCACUGUUAUGUGAUAUUAGAUACCACACUCAAAUCUAUUUUUGUAAUGAAAAUGUGUUCAAUCACAAUAAAGCAACAUAGUGAUUGAACCACUCAA
Molecule: messenger RNA, 2764 nt
Organism: Perca fluviatilis (European perch)
Lineage: Eukaryota; Metazoa; Chordata; Actinopteri; Perciformes; Percidae
Product: monocarboxylate transporter 7-like
Exons: 6
Coding region: 247-2046 (599 amino acids)
Biological process (GO): monocarboxylic acid transport; transmembrane transport
Molecular function (GO): monocarboxylic acid transmembrane transporter activity
Source: RefSeq, a predicted model, not a curated record